Molecule: messenger RNA, 2208 nt
Organism: Eurytemora carolleeae
Lineage: Eukaryota; Metazoa; Arthropoda; Copepoda; Calanoida; Temoridae
Gene: raw
Exons: 3
Coding region: 431-2155 (574 amino acids)
Cellular component (GO): plasma membrane
Molecular function (GO): calcium ion binding
Source: RefSeq, a predicted model, not a curated record
UAAGGGUGCACACUGCAUGCUUUCAAGCAUUGGGAUAAAAUAGUGUUUAGUUUGCUGUGAGCCGGGUUGCGGAGUAUGUUUGUGUAAAGUAUACACUGUACGUAUACAGAGGAAUAUAUCUAGCAGUAGUUACUGUAACAUGCUGAUAUCAUUUCUAUACUUCUAACUAUACAUAACCUGCUUAUUUACAGAGAUAAGAAACUAUAAUUAGGGUCAGAGUUCAACUCCAUGAGGAUUAUGUUAUUAUUCUAGAACUAUUGUCUAUCAACUAAUUCCUAUAUUAAGGUUUACUAAUCAGUCGGAGUAGGAGCGUUGUGUUUGAAUGUGUGUAUACGCAGUUUCGUGGAUUUAGUACAGUAGAUAUUACAACCUGGAGAAAGCAGGAAUCGAUCUGGAAUGAAGAUUGCAAGUGAAUAAGCUAGACAUCACAAUGUCUCAGGGAGUGAUUCUAUACGGUGAGACGACAAGGGAUCUAUAUGAAGCUUGGUACACUAAGGUGGGGGCUGAACCCACUAUCCCCCAUCACAAGAUACAAUCCAUGUUCAACGAUAUCAAUCUCUUCCCGAGCAAAUCACAGGUCUUUGAGAUGCUCCACUGUGCUCGGGAGUGCAGUCAGAGAAACACGGAUAAUUUUAUAACCUUUGGAGAGUUCUGUGUUUUCGCCACAGAAUUGAGAAAAUAUUAUACAAAUCAUGAUCGGGAUCCAAGUACAGUUGACUCCCAUCCUGUCCAGGUUUCCAAGGUCCCGGAGAAGAGAAGGAAAGGAGAACUCAGAACCCAGAGAUCUACCACAUCAGCCUACGAUGUGUUCCUGGGAGGUAGCUGUAAUCCAACCACCUGGAGGAAGGAUGUUGCAAUCCCUCAUCUGAAGGGACAGGGGAUCACCUUCUACAACCCCCAGCAGGCAAACUGGGUCCCGGAGAUGAUAGAACUAGAACAUCAGGCUAAGUACUCAAGCCAGAUUCUCUUCUGGGUUCUGAAUUCUGAAACGAGGAACGUGGCAAGUAUGGUUGAAGUAUCCCAGUUUGCUGGUAGUAACAGGAGAUUAGUUGUUGUUCUAGACUCUUAUCCGGGCCCCGGUCAUACUAUAUCCGGGGAACAAAUAACUAAGGCUGAGUAUGAGGAUCUGCAGAACGGGAUAGAAACCGUCCAGGAUCUUAUAGAGAGGCAGAGUAUACCCGUUUUCACCAAUAUAGAGGUGGCGCUCAACUGCACCAGCAAGGUGCUAAAAGAGAACCUAUCCAUAGAGGAACUAGGGCUCAAAGAUCAGGCCCAACCUGUUCGUCUAGCUCAUAUACAGAUAGGAGAUAAACUUAUCCGGUUGCGAGAAGCGUUUGAUACCCUAGACACCAGUCGGAGUGGAAAACUCAGUCUUUCUGAGAUCAAGAUGGCAUUUAGAAUCCACGUACACAGAGAUCUGUCUCCGCUAGAUCUUCAAGCAAUCUGCUCAAGCCAUGGUGUCAAUGCUCCGCUCACUGAUCUUCCUCUAGAGCAGAUAUUUAUCAAGUUUGAUGAGUUCUGCUCCCUGGUUUCAGAAUAUAAAACCAAGGUUCGAGACCCGUCCCGUUGUAGGGAUAGUAUUUUUAGUAAAACAGUGCAUUUCUUCUCAGUUCUUGUAUCCCCUGUAUCCAAAGCUGCAACCUGGCUCUCAAACCUAACCUUCUCUCCGCGAACCCGAACCUUUAGUGCCAGCAACAUGGGGCGGAGAGGGAGCGCGGUACGGGACGUGUAUCUGGGUGGUGCUGAUACCACCAACUGGAGAGAGCAGAUUGCUAUACCUUUACUCAAGAAAUCUGGAUUAACAUUUUACAACCCUGCUGUAUACAGCACACGGAGACUUAUCCCAAUAGAAGCCAGUGCUAUGGAUAACUCUCGGGUUCUACUAUUUGCAAUCCUAGGAGACUCUAGGUGUAUGUCAGCAAUGUGUCAAGCUGCAUAUCUUAUAGGUCUAGGAUGCAAUGUGGUUCUCUGUGUCCAGCAUAUCCAGGCUGGAUCUAGGGUUGUGGGAGAGGAGCUGAGUAAACUUGCCAUUAAAGAUUACAAUCGAGGGCGGGUUUAUCUAUCCGAUUAUGCCAACAGAGAGGGGAUCCCUAUAUUUGAGGAUUUAAAGGAAGCCCUGGACUGUGUUAUACAGAAGUGCAAAUCUACUAAAUAAAACAUAAAUUUAACAUAAAUUUUGAAUAGCCUAAUAAAUCUUAUUUUUCUACU